UUUCUAAGGUUAUCCGAACUUCAGUAUUUGCCUUACUCGGUUUCGAGAUUUGUUCUUAAAAUGGCGUCUGCUUUGAGAAAUGUGUUUACUCUUCGGCUAGCUGGCAGAUUCUACUUGGCUUCUAUUAGACCAUUUUCUGUCAACUCCUCGAAGCUGACUUACAAAAUAGUAAAUCCAGGAGAUCUCAACAUGGACUGGAAAGAUAUCACAGAUCGGGCAGCUAAUACUGCUUUCUGGUCAGAAAUAUUUAGAGGUUUGGGUGUCACUUUGGGACAUAUAUUUAAAGAACCAGCAACAAUUAACUAUCCAUUUGAGAAAGGUCCUCUUAGUCCUCGAUUCAGGGGAGAACACGCACUUCGAAGAUAUCCAUCCGGCGAAGAGCGAUGUAUUGCCUGUAAAUUGUGUGAAGCAAUUUGUCCUGCACAGGCUAUUACUAUUGAAGCAGAGGAGAGAGCCGACGGCAGUCGUCGAACAACUCGCUAUGACAUCGAUAUGACAAAAUGUAUUUAUUGUGGAUUCUGCCAAGAAGCUUGUCCUGUUGAUGCUAUUGUAGAGGGUCCCAACUUUGAGUUUUCCACAGAAUCCCACGAAGAACUGCUGUAUAACAAGGAGAAAUUACUCAACAAUGGGGAUAAAUGGGAAGCUGAAAUAGCAUCCAACCUUCAGGCAGAUCAUCUGUAUCGAUAACUGAACCAGCAAUAGUUUAUCACUUUAGAUUAGAGAGGUCCAUCACUGGCUUAAAGUUACAGAUAAAUAGUUUGGUUUGUCAAACAUGGGACAUUACUCAAAAAAAUAAAAUGUAAGAUAAAUGAAUGUUAACAAUAACAUAGACAGUUAAAGAAUUGAGAUUCUCUCAUGAAACACGUUAAUUAGUUCUGAAUUUGUAUUAAAUAAUCGAACUGAAGUCGAAAUAAUAGCAGACCACAUACGAAAUUCAUUAGAAUUUUCUGAUGUUAAAAAAUUAAACUUUCAGUUUUUAAGAAAAGGGUUUCAAUGUGUAAUCUGGUAUUAUAAGAAUUGUAAUAAGCGUGAGAGUUCGUAUUUGAAGGACUGUUUGCUAUUUGAUAGUUUAGAUGUAAUCUUACAGUUCAAUGUACAUAACUAGACAUGGUGAAUAAAAACGCAACAGAGAUAAUCAUGAACAAGUUUACUUGUUUGUAUUUAUGAAAAAUAAAUGGUAGCACAGGGCA
Molecule: messenger RNA, 1190 nt
Organism: Limulus polyphemus (Atlantic horseshoe crab)
Lineage: Eukaryota; Metazoa; Arthropoda; Merostomata; Xiphosura; Limulidae
Gene: ND-23
Product: NADH-ubiquinone oxidoreductase subunit 8-like
Exons: 6
Coding region: 61-687 (208 amino acids)
Biological process (GO): mitochondrial electron transport, NADH to ubiquinone; mitochondrial respiratory chain complex I assembly
Cellular component (GO): membrane
Molecular function (GO): 4 iron, 4 sulfur cluster binding; NADH dehydrogenase activity
Source: RefSeq, a predicted model, not a curated record